Acanthopagrus latus (yellowfin seabream) is the source of this 2004-nucleotide messenger RNA. RefSeq names its product protein SET-like. Gene Ontology annotation, cellular component: nucleus; chromatin. Gene Ontology annotation, biological process: nucleosome assembly. The transcript has 8 exons. NCBI's taxonomy places the organism in Eukaryota, Metazoa, Chordata, Actinopteri, Spariformes, Sparidae. Gene Ontology annotation, molecular function: chromatin binding; histone binding. The record is from RefSeq and is a predicted model, not a curated record. Bases 179 to 994 code for a protein of 271 amino acids.
UUCACGGACCGAGCGCCACAGAGAGAAACAAGCGUGCGAGGCUGCGCUUAUUCCUCCUUAUCGUAGGCUUGAAGGCACGCACUUUGUGUAAGGUGGAAGUAACUUUUAUCCUCCAGAGAAGAGUUAUAAACCGCCCGGGAAAUACAUCUGGUCAGAAGUCUAACGGCAAACGAUAACCAUGUCGGCCUCAUCGGCGAAAGUCAGUAGGAAGGAGAAUUCAAAUCAUGACGGAGCGGACGAGACCUCUGAAAAAGAGCAACAGGAAGCAAUCGAACACAUUGAUGAAGUACAGAAUGAAAUUGACAGACUCAAUGAACAGGCCAGUGAAGAAAUUUUAAAAGUAGAGCAAAAGUACAACAAACUACGCCAGCCAUUCUUCCAGAAGCGAUCAGAACUCAUAGCCAAAAUCCCCAACUUCUGGGUCACAACAUUUGUCAACCAUCCACAAGUUUCAGCUCUUCUGGGGGAGGAGGACGAGGAAGCACUUCAUUACUUGUCAAGGGUGGAGGUCACCGAGUUCGAGGAUAUCAAGUCUGGAUAUAGAAUAGAUUUUUAUUUUGAUGAGAAUCCAUACUUUGAGAACAAAGCCCUCUCCAAAGAGUUUAAUGUAAACGAGAGCGGAGAUCCUGUUUCUAAAUCAACUGAAAUCAAAUGGAAAGCUGGAAAGGACCUGACGAAGCGUACAGGCCAGAGUCCAAACAAAGCUGGGAAGAAAAGGCAACAUGAGGAGCCAGAGAGCUUCUUCACCUGGUUCACAGACCAUUCGGAUGCAGGAGCUGAUGAGCUGGGAGAAGUGAUCAAGGAUGACAUCUGGCCUAACCCGCUGCAGUACUACCUGGUCCCUGACAUGGAAGAUGAGGAAGGUGAUGGGGAUGAUGACGAUGAUGAAGAGGAGGGUCUGGAAGAUAUCGACGAGGGGGAGGAAGAGGAGGGUGAAGAUGAGGAUGAGGAUGGAGAUGGAGAAGAUGGAGAGGAUGAUGGUGAGGAUGAUUAAAUGUUUCAGCCAACACCUUCUCCCAGUUCUCCCUCUGUGAUCAUCCUCUAACCCUUGGGAGCAAAAUAUUUUGUUUGUUUUUUUGUUUUGGGGGAGGGGGGGUUUGUUUAAAAAAAAAAAAAAAAACUUAAAAAACAAAGAAGAAAAAAAAGAUUCCUGUGUGUCGUCAGCGUGUCCGUCCUCUUCCUCUGCAGCCACGGCCUGUCCAUAAUGCCAUGUCUAUAGAUCGGCUUCAUACACAGCAGGUCUACAUUGGGUGGGGUGGGGUUGGGUGGGGUGGUGUUGUCGCUCUCCUGAAGUCUCACCUGUCAUUGUUUCUCUACAUCUCCCAAAGACAUGCAAAAGAAAAAAAAAAAUUUGUAGCAUUCUGCACGUCAUCCUACGUAGAUUUAAAAAUACGUACAAUAGCAAUUUCUAUGUAAAAUAUGACAGUUUCUGUUGAAGUUGUGAGUUCAAUAAAAAAUAAGCCAUGGUGCAGUGAUAACUUAAUCAUAGCAUCCUUAGCCACUUUUAUAUAUAUAAAUGUACAUUAUAAUAUAUCCAGUGGUGGGGGUACUAAGGCUUAUUAGAAGUUGCAUUUUCCUUUGUGACUUAUUGUUCUAAUGGAACUGAUUGAAAGCACCAGCUUGUUCCUUUCAACCAUUGUAAAUGAUUUGGGGAUUUACAUGUAUCUUGGUAAGACGGUCAUUAAUUGUACACAGUGUAAUGGCUGGGUGUGGUGGGGCAGCAGGGCUUUGACAACAACUCUGGACGUCUGUUAAAGAAUUUGUCAUUAUCUUGUUUUUCAGGCACCCACAACAAAGUUUGAAAUGUACAUUUUUUUAUAAAAACAACCUAAAAAUCUAAUUUUGAGCUUGGCUUAACAUUUUGAGAUGGGAGAGAAAAAGAUUUCUGUAGAGUCCUUUGUUGAGUCUGCAGCUUUUCUCCUGUUCUGCUGGAAACCUGCUCACAUUAAAUUAAGUGUACCAGUUGCUUUGUUACAAUAAAUAAAUGUAUACAUGAUGAUUGGA